CGGAGCGCAUUGAUGUGUCCGGGAGCCCCUGCGGGGCCUUGGUGGGAGGACGCGGCCAGUGUUCGGUGGUGCUUUCUCCGGAGGACAAAGCAAAUGAAGCUAGCAGGGGACCCAAGUUGCAAAGGAACAGAGCACCACAUGGGCGAGGUGUGAAAAUGAAAUCCACUGUAGCAACAGUGAAGAAUCCAACUGGAAAAGUUCAAGCAGACAUAUGCAAACCUUUUUCUGGGAAAGUGUUCUAUCUUGACCUAACAUCCAAAUUAAUAUCUGAAAAACUGGAAAAAGACAUAAAAGAACUUGGAGGUACUGUUGAAGGAUUUCUCAGCAAAGAAAUCAGCUAUCUUAUAACAAGUAAAAAGGAAGCAAAAUGUGUGAAGACUUUGAAGUAUGUUUGUUCUGUACCGAGUCCCGAACCUGCUCAAAACACCGGAGAGAGUUCAACCAGCCCAGGCAAUAGGCGAUUACCUCAAGAAGGAAAUUCAAGUAAAAAAAAUGAAAAGAGCCUUGUAAGUCGGGGGAAAUCUUUAGUGAAAAAGGCGAUCAAAGAGCAGGAAAUUCUACCAAAAAAUAGUAUUUUAUCUAAUGCCCUCAACUGGGGAGUUAAAAUACUUCAUGUUGAAGAAGCAAAGCGUUACAUUGAAAAGAAGAAAAGUUCAUUGCAGCAAGUCAAAAAAUCCCAACCUGUAGUCAAGUCUGAAAGCAAACAUCCAGCACGUCGGAAAGUAAAACCUCAAAAACUAAAAAGCCCAUACAUAAAAGUAGAAGACUGCAGUUGCCAGUACAGACCAUUAUACCUUGUAUUGCCACAGUUUCGAUCCUUCCAGAAUACUACAUCAAAUUAUUUAGUAGAGGUGGAUAAAAAAGCAGAUGUUGGACAGAAGCUGGCAGAAACAAAACAAAGUAUAAAUAAGACUGGUCACGUACAGGAUGGUGCAAACAAUGCAAAUAUUAAAUUAAAGGAGCAAAAGAAGCAUGGCUACUGUGAGUGCUGUCUUAAAAAAUACGACAGUCUGGAAUCUCAUAUUUUAAGCCCACAGCAUAAGAACUAUUCAGAAAGUGCAUACUAUCAAGUGGUUGAUGAUCUUAUUUCUACUUUUGAGUUUGACUUUGUGGAUUGGUCGAAAUACAAAAAUGGAAGAAAAAGUGUGGGGAUAUUGAUGUUGACUGAAAAAUAUAAAGCUGAAGGCCAGGAGAGAAAUGAAGCUUCAAAAGCAAACACUUUUUCAGAAAGAGUGUCAGCUACCACCCCACUGCAGGAGAAUACGUUAAAGGAUCCUUAUGCUACUUCUUGUUCUGUUCCACCAACUCCUGUUUGCAAUACCGAUCCAAUGUUUUCCUUGCCCUCUCCUGUGGGAUCUGCAGAAUUAUGCAACAAAAAAUAUACAACAGACAACUUUGAGCAACUUGUAGCAACAUCUGUGCCAGCUUUGUGUUUGAAGGACAAUCUCCCGGGUUCAUUAGGUGAAAGAGAAAUGUCAGUUGUUUACAAUGAAACGAAACAAAAUGAAACUAUAGAUCAUACUAUGGAGAGGCCAAAGAUUGGGUGGGAUGCUAGCAACAUUCCUAGCAAUAUCUUACUAUAUGUUCCACAGAAGGUAGACGCUGUCGCACAGUACGCGAAUGUCUCUCUAAAGGGAAAUAUACAUUGUAGUAAAUUGACUGCAUGCCAGGCAGCUCUCACUUAUGGAAAAAUGGAUCCAGCUGUGUGUGAUAAUAUUACAUUUCCUAAGACUGUAAAUCACCUUCACAACAAAGAAGGGCAUAGAACAAUGGACCAAAUAUAUCCCACUGUACAGUCGGAUGAGCUCCAGAGUCUCCUGCCUGAUUACUCGCCUUCAGGAAAUCUGCACAGGAAACUGAAGACUUCUGCUCAAACAAACCUAGCUGAUGAUGAGCUUCUCUGCAGACUCUCGCAUAAGGUGUCUGUUCCACAGCAAAAUGAUGUUUUAAAUGUACCCAGUGAAACUCUGCUAGCAAUGUUUGAGUCCAGUGAGGAUAAAACUGAGUUUUUUGGGUUUGCUGGCAGCUGUGUGUGUGACCCAUGCAGUAUGGAUGAUGGCGAUAAUCGGGAUCAAGCCCACAAAAACUUGCUUUUGUCUCUCUUCUCGCACACCACCACGUCUGGCUCUUCGUUUCUUGGCUUUUAAUGUUUGAGUUUUAAUUAUUUGUAAUUUUAUUAUUUGUUUUAAUGAUUUUAAUGCGCGGAAAAUACUUUUCUUUAAUCCACAAAAUAAAUAGCCAGAUGUGAGAUUUCUUUGUAUAGCAACAGUAAUACUUAAAGACACUCUUAUUUUAGUAAGUAAAACGUAUUUCUCACAAUAAUGUUCUUAAGUUUCAUUACUCACAUAGAACAUAAUGUUCUAAUCUUUCUCUUUGGAAAUUUUGCUGGUGUGUUUCUGUGGUUACAAGUCUGUAGGUUUUCUUAUGUUUCAUGAUUCAGAUUAAGAAUAUGGAGUGCUCUUGAAAUUUCAAAAUUAAA
Xenopus tropicalis (tropical clawed frog) is the source of this 2479-nucleotide messenger RNA. It is a transcript of the gene dbf4, whose product is annotated as DBF4 zinc finger. Lineage: Eukaryota; Metazoa; Chordata; Amphibia; Anura; Pipidae. Bases 156 to 2147 code for a protein of 663 amino acids. Gene Ontology annotation, cellular component: nucleus. Gene Ontology annotation, molecular function: zinc ion binding; nucleic acid binding. The transcript has 13 exons. The record is from RefSeq and is marked provisional.